Messenger RNA from Macrosteles quadrilineatus (aster leafhopper), 1018 nucleotides. RefSeq names its product proteasome subunit beta type-5 (gene Prosbeta5). NCBI's taxonomy places the organism in Eukaryota, Metazoa, Arthropoda, Insecta, Hemiptera, Cicadellidae. Gene Ontology annotation, cellular component: proteasome core complex. Bases 125 to 949 code for a protein of 274 amino acids. Gene Ontology annotation, molecular function: threonine-type endopeptidase activity. The transcript is spliced from 5 exons. The record is from RefSeq and is a predicted model, not a curated record.
CCUUAAAAUACUUAAAAUACUGAUUUAAGACUGUAACCUAAGGUAAAUUUUGUGUGAACACAAAUUUAACAGUCAACGAUUACGAAGUAAAGUUUUAUUGGUGUUUACUUGAUUUUUAGGUAAAAUGGCUCUGGAUCUUAUUUGUGGGAUGGACAGGUUUUUCCCUGAGAAACAAGGAAGGGGAACAAAGGAUGAUAUACAUUUUGACAUCAGUGGAGGUGCUAAUUUCAUAAAUCACACUGUGCUGGCUUUGCCACCAUUCGGUGAACCUGAAAAACUAUCAGAUUUUAUUGUUGGGCCAGAUGGAAAGAAGCUUAGAAUUGAUUUUGAACAUGGAACCACCACUCUGGGAUUCAUGUACCAAGGCGGCAUCGUACUUGCCGUUGACUCCCGAGCUACCGGAGGAAGUUACAUUGCGUCCCAAUCGAUGAAGAAAGUGGUAGAGAUCAACGACUACCUGCUGGGCACCAUAGCGGGAGGAGCCGCGGACUGUGUGUAUUGGGACCGAGUGUUGACCAAGCAGUGUCGCAUGUACGAGCUGCGCAACAGAGAACGUAUCUCAGUGGCAGCUGCGUCCAAACUCAUGACCAACAUGAUCUACAACUACAAAGGCAUGGGAUUGUCUAUCGGCAUGAUGAUUGCUGGCUGGGAUAAGCGAGGCCCUGGACUAUACUACGUGGACAGUGAAGGCACCCGCACGCCUGGCAAGGUGUUUUCAGCGGGCUCAGGGUCCACAUACGCUCUGGGAGUUUUGGACUCUGGUUACCGCUGGGACCUGAGUGACGACGAGGCUUACGAGCUUGGCCGCCGCUCCAUCUACCACGCUACCUUCCGAGACUCUUACAGUGGAGGCAUCGUCAGAGUAUACCACAUGAAGGCUACUGGCUGGGUUCACAUUUCUGAUGAAGAUUGUAAAGAUCUCCACUACGCAUAUGCUGACAAGAAAUAAGUGUCCUCAAAAAGAUUCAACCUAUUAUUUGAUGUUUAUAAGCUUAACCUAAUAAAUUUUUUCUUAUGA